Messenger RNA from Octopus bimaculoides (California two-spot octopus), 1681 nucleotides. Its product is annotated as carbonic anhydrase 6. The record is from RefSeq and is a predicted model, not a curated record. Gene Ontology annotation, molecular function: zinc ion binding; carbonate dehydratase activity. Gene Ontology annotation, biological process: one-carbon metabolic process. NCBI's taxonomy places the organism in Eukaryota, Metazoa, Mollusca, Cephalopoda, Octopoda, Octopodidae.
GUUUUACCGUGCUGUAGAUGCAAAUGGCUGUCACAUCUUUCCAAGUUAAAAUUUGCUUUUAAUUUUUGCAGGGUGGAGCUAUCACGUAGACAACAAAGACUGGGAAAACGAAUAUCCUUCGUGCGGUGGCAGAAGACAGUCGCCAAUAAGUAUUUAUCUUAAAGACACCAGAUACGUGAAACACCGUGAACUGGUUUUCUCGGGAUACUCGAACACAGCGUCUAAUUUAACAAUGACUAACACGGGACACACAGUGACGUUGAAACUGCAGAAAGGUUUGCAUUUGCAAGGUGGAGGACUGACCGAAAUGUAUAUUGCACAUAAAAUGGCUUUCCACUGGGGAUCCGUAGAUAUUAUAGGAUCAGAACAUUUGCUUGAAGGACGGCGAUACCCAAUGGAGGUUCAAAUUUACCAUUAUUCUUAUAAAUUUACUUCUGAGCAAUUGGCCUGGAAAAAAGGACACAGCCUUGUAGUAGUUGCUUACUUCGUCCAGACUGGCGUCAUUGAAAAUAGUGCAUUUCAUGAAAUAAUCAAUAACUUGAGAAUGAUAAAUUUUAAAGAUAAUCAGUAUCGUGUGAAAAAUUGGAAUCUAGAAGCUUUUCUUCCGAGGAACCGGUCUUGUUUUAUUACCUAUCGGGGCAGUGUCACAUUCCCACCUUGCAGAGAAGGAGUUACCUGGAUAAUACUUUGGGAAACAGUUCAUAUUUCCACUGGACAGCUUGAAAUAUUUCGCUCUCUGUUGUCUGAGCACGGCGCGGGAGGACCGAGAAUAUUAUUGGGAAACAACUUCCGACCACUUCAGCCGAUCAACAACAGAGGGCUCUACCGUUCCUGUAUGACAAUGACGUCCGUUAUUGCAUUAUUUCCUUCGCCACUUAGACUGUUGCUGUUCUGUCAAGCAGGAAUCGUCAUGGUAUUACAAUAGUAACGGCUUUUAACAUUCUGGGCUCGACAAAGAUCAUCACCAACUCACCAACACACCAACUGAACAAUGAUUUGAGCGCUGCUUCUUUAUUCACCGUCGCUGUCGAGAAAUGUCUCUGCCAAAGUAUAUCGCUGUCACCAUGAUUGUUAUCAUCAUCAUCAUCAUCAACAACUGGCAGAAUCAGUUGUGUAUCGGACAAAAUGCUUUACGUUUUGAGUCCAAAUCUCGCCUAGGUCUACUUCAACGUGUAUACCCUCGAGUCGAUAAAAUAAUGUACCCCUAAAUUUGUGGCCUUAAGUAGCGGCGAGCUAGCGAAAUCAUUUGAGUAUGGGAAAAAUACCUCGUUAUGGGGGAAAUACCUCAUCGUUUUUCUUCCAACUUUUUAUAUUCUAGGUUCAAAUCUCUGUGGAGUCAUCUUUACUCGUUCAUCUCUCCACAGUCGAUAAAAGGAUGCCCAAGUUAAGAACAGGGGUCGAUGUACUUGGCUAAUCCCUCUCCUGAAUUGCUAGCCUUGUGUUAAAAUUGCCAUUGCUUGGCUGAAUCGUUAAAACGUCAGACAAAAUGCCAUGUUGUUUGGUUAUUUACGUUCUAAGUUCUUUACAGAGAUGAACCUUUUAUUCCUCCGGAGUCGAGAAAAUAAAGUACUCGUCAAACACUGAUAUAAAUUGAUCUUCGCUCCUAAAAAUUGUUAGCCUUUUACCUAAAUCAAUAAACAUUAUAAUAAUAAUAAUAAUAAUAAUUAUUAUUAUUAUUGUC